Molecule: messenger RNA, 8022 nt
Organism: Parnassius apollo (apollo)
Lineage: Eukaryota; Metazoa; Arthropoda; Insecta; Lepidoptera; Papilionidae
Source: the annotation of a GenBank genome assembly
AUGUCGUUGAGAGGCACCAAGCGGGCGACUGGAGUGCGCAGUGAGGAGGCGGGCACUUCCAAACGCCGCAGGACGGAGCCUGAGGAUGCACUCUGGCAGCUCCGGCCUGUCAGUGACCUCAAGAUGUCAUCAAUAUAUAAUAGAAGUGCCUCUGAGGCACCUGCAGAACUAUUCAGAAAAGAUCUCAUCAGCGCCAUGAAAUUACCUGACUCGGAACCCUUGACACCAAGCGAGUACUGGGUCAUCACAGAUACCUGGAAGCAGGAUUGGGAGAGAGGGGUACAGGUGCCUGUCAAUCCCGAUUCACUACCUGCACCAAAGGUCAAAGUGAUUGAUAAUCCUUUGCCUCCAGAUUUUCAAGAAUUUAAGUUGCCUAAGGACAAAUAUAUCCAUUUGUCCCGUGAUGCGCAUUACCAGGCUGACAAGCAUCAUCUCAGCACAACACCUGCUCGUGCAGAAGCUGCAUGUAGCUAUGAUCUGGAUGCUACAGACACAGCAUGGCUCAAGUUGCUGAAUGCAGAACGUGCCAGAGCUGGUGCUCCUGCUGUGACUGAGGACCAAUUAGAGAAAGUCAUUGAAGAUUUAGAGGUCCGAACUUGGGACAAAAUCCAAGCUAUUAUGAAGUCUGAAGAAGGCUUAGGCAUCGAGUACGACGAAAACGUAAUCUGCGACGUCUGUCGAUCACCAGAUUCAGAGGAUGGAAAUGAGAUGGUAUUCUGCGACUCAUGUAACAUUUGUGUUCACCAGGCGUGUUAUGGCAUUACUGUCAUUCCAGAUGGUACGUAUGGUCAUGGUCAAUGGCUGUGUAGGCCUUGUGGAGUAGGUGUAAGACCAACUUGUGCCUUAUGCCCUAACCUUGGUGGAGCCAUGAAGUGUACGCCGAAUGGUCAUAAGUGGGCACAUGUUAGCUGCGUGCUCUGGAUCCCAGAAGUAUCUAUUGGUUGUGCUGAAAAAAUGGAACCUAUAACAAAAAUAUCCUCUAUACCACCCUCACGCUGGUCGUUAGUGUGUGUUUUGUGUCGGGAACGAAAGGGAGCAUGUAUACAGUGUUCUGUAAAGACUUGCAAGAUUGCUUAUCAUGUUACGUGCGCAUUUAAACAUGGACUUGAAAUGCGUGCAAUCAUUGAAGACGAAAAUGCUGAUGAUGGUGUUAAAUUACGAUCGUAUUGUCAGAAGCAUAGUGUAAAUUCAAAGAAAGAGAAAUGUCCGGGAUCGGGCUCCGAGGAGGAAGAAGUCAAAAGGAAACGUCGAAAAGAUAUGACAUCAGAGGAAAAAACGCAGGCUCGAGCUGCUCGGUUACAGGAGAUUGAACGAGAGUUUGAUCGUCAUGUUAGUAUCAAAGAUAUAAGCUCCCAUCUUCUAGAUGUCGAUCAAGACGCUAUCAAUUACAUCUACAAUUACUGGAAAUUAAAGAGACGUGCAGGGCAUAACCGUCCUUUGCUGCCACCUAAAUCAGAUGACAAUGAGCUUUUGUCUCAUCGACAAGAACAAGCUGAUCUUGAUAAAAUGAAAAUGUUUGUGCAAUUGAGACAAGAUUUGGAACGAGUUCGUAACUUAUGUUACAUGGUGAGCAGGAGAGAAAAGCUAUCUCGCUCAUUCUUUCGUAUGCGAGAACAAACAUUUCAUAAACAAGUUGCUGUUUUGUCGGCUGACCCAGCAAUCUCUGGGCCAGAUUUGGCAGCUAUUAUAGAAGCUAAUCAUGGGCCGUCCAUUUACGACAGAUUAUAUUCACAUCCAAAUGCGCCUGAUCAUAAAAAUGAUUUUGAUGAUUUGCUUGCGCGAAUUGCGCCUCAAGAUUCAAGUGAUGAAAAGAAAAAGGAUCGAAACGGCCUUGUUAAAGGAUCCAAAGUACCAAAUCCAUAUAAGAAACAUUAUGUAAAUGGUUCAAGAAGAAGUGGGAGUAUGUUUAGUGGGCUAUCAAGUGAAGAUAGCUCAGCCGAAAUUAGCCGGUCAACUAAAUAUAGGGGAAGAGCUAUUGGCUCUAGUACAGAUGAGGAUGCUAAGAAAGCGAUUUCCUCACCAAAGAAAAAGAUUUCACCUAAAGCAAAGGGUAAGAGGUCGCCAAAGAAACCAGAAAGGAAAAAGAAGAAAUUACCACAAUCUAAAGCCGUUGUUGAGAGUAGUAGUGAAGAUGAGACAUUUAAAUCAAGAAUAAAGAAAGAUAGGUCACAAAGUAAAACAUUGCAACAGAUGGAAAAAGAAAUGGAUGCAGGAAAGAGUGGUCAUUCUGGUACAGACAGUGAUGAACUUAUGCCUAUAAGGUCAACGAGAAACAGUAAAUUUCCUGUUGAUAUUUAUUCAGAUAGUAGUGAAGAAGUCAUUGCUGUUAAAACUGAUCUCAAAUCUGAGAAGAUAGAGAAAGUGAAACCAGAAAAAAUUAAAUCUGAAAGAAACAAACCAGAAGCUUCACCAAGUGGAAAUGAUUCACAGCAGCCAUUACCCAGAACUAAAGCAGCUAUGAAGGAGUUUAUACCCACCCACCCAGAGAAAAAAUCUGUACCUGUGGAGGAAAAACCAACUCCCAAAAAGAGGGGUCGAAAACCUUCUAAUAAAGAGAAGAAAACACCUGUAAAAAGUAAUGAUUCUGAUGAUGAAGCUAAAAAUAAAGAAAAUAUUAAGUUUUCGAAACAAAAAGAUAACCCAUCAGAUUUAAUUGUACCACAAAGACAGGCUGCUAAAAAAGCUUCAGAAAAUAUGCGUUCUACUGCUAUUGUUAAAAAAGAGGAAACAAGUGCAGAAAAACAUAUUAGUGGAGAUGAUUCAAAAUCUAAACCAAAACUCAAAGCAAAAGGAAAAGAAGUUAAAGAUAUUCCUGCUAAAGUUGGCAGAAAGAAAUCAUCAAAAGACACUGAAAAGGAACCAAUAGCUUAUGUCCCUCAAAGACAAGCAGCUAAAAAAGCUGCUGCUCACAUUAAAAGUGGAUUAGGCAGUAAGCUGCCCGUAGUUGAAACAACAGGCACAGACAAAAAGAAAGAAAAUGAAAAAUCUGAAACUCUGAAAAUGUCACCAAAGAAAGAUGAUACAAAAAGCUCCAAAAUAUCUCAGAAAGACAGUUCAAGCUGUUCCUCAAAUUCCAGCAGCAGUAGCUAUACCUCUUCUUCUAGCUCAGAUGAAGAGCCGGAGAAACCUGGCCUUAAACCUACUGCUAAAGCCCGUGAAAUUAAACCAAUUUCUAGACAACCCUCUAUGUUUUCACCUCCAGGCUCUAGACCAACAGUGGACUUGCCCUUUCUUGACAAGGUGUCAAGACCGUUGUCUUCAACUAGUGCCUCGAGUGAUUCUGACAGCAUUAAGGAAUCAAGAUUUUCCGGUUCUGGAAGCCCCUCUCCGAAAAGGCCACGUAGGCCUAGAAGAGGAAAAAGUAUUUCCAAUGAUGCGUCCCCACGCAAGGCCCCUGACAAGAAGCUUAAAACUUCCGAACGGGGGUCCGAGUGUAGGGUACCAUCACCGACUGUUGAAGGAGAGGAAUCAAGCAGAUCCAACGACACGCGUGCUGCCACACGUUCUCGGACCAGAAGCAUUACUGCAAGCGGAAAUAUGUCUAAUAAGUUUGAUACCCGACAGAGAAAAUCAUCUAAAGACGACAUCGGUCAUGCCUCGGCAUCAAAUAAGACUCCCAAAGAGACCAGCCAGUCCUGUGAAUUUCCAACUACGGAGCGGCAAAAGGACGCGGAGAUAAAGCAAGAAAUUAAAGAUGAAACUUGUACUUCUAUUGAAAUGGUUAAAAAUGAUAUUAAAACAACAUCCACUAACAUUAUUCCACAUAGUAUAUCAGUUGAAGACAAAGAAAAAAUAAUACCACUUCCUAAUGAAACUUUGGCUACUACAAAAACAGUCAGUCCUAAGAAAAGUGUUGAUACUAAACAGAAAAAUAUUGUCAGCAGGCGGAUGAGUGUAAAAGAUUUUCCUUCUAAAGAACCCACGCAUGUAUUUAAUGAUUCUACAGAGACAUUCCCAAAAGAGAAGCUAACCAGCAGUAGUGAUUCACAAAACAUGGCUGUUGUAGAUCAUUCCUCUCUAUCUCCUAUUAAAAAAGUGAAUGUUGAGCCACCACCAGCAAUUGAUAUAAUAGAAAAGAAAAUGCCAUCUGUAAUUUCUGACAAUUUUGAAGGCAAUGAUAAACAUUGGUUACCAAAAGCUCCAAGUCCUAAUGUACAUCCUCCCCCAGUUGAAAAACCUGGUGGUCAUGAAAAAUAUAUGACUGAAGAUAAAUCAUUAGACUCUGACUGUGCUGAUAAGAGCAGUAUCAAAAUGAUAGCCAAAAUCCAAGCAAAUCUUAAUGAAAAUACUAUGAUUAAAUCUCCUAAGACUCCAAUGGACGCAAGGACUAUUACUGUGGAUCCUAUAGAAGAAAAUCCAAUGCCGAGAAGUAUGAGAAAACAUUCAGCUCUAGACACAGAAAAGAAGUUUAUUAAUCAAGAUGCUAGCCAUGUUCAAGGAGUUGAAAUAUCUAAGAGUGCAAAAAUACCAUCAGCUGUAAACCCCUUUCCUAAUAGAUCAAUGUUUUCGCCACAAUCAAAAGAUAACGAACUGUUUGAAUUUGACAUCCUUGUUGAGGAUGAUGGAUUUAACCACGAGGAUAUGAUGAAACCUUUUACUACUUAUCCUGAAUUCCUAUUUAAGGAAGAUUCAAAAGAACAAGGUGUUCAGGAAACUCUUAAUCUUGUUGAUAGACUUAGAAUGCAAUUAAGCUCUAAAAAAGCACCACCAGAGAAUUCAGCACAAAAUGAGACAAUUACUAUAAACGACGACAAAAACACAGAAGGAGUUGUUGAAAAUAAGAACAUUCCAAAUACUGGUAAAGACCAUGACAUUUUAUUACUAAAAAAAUCUACUCCUGCGGAAACACAAAAUAUGAGAUCACCUCAUAAUGAAAUUAUUGAUGUUAAUCAUAAACCAUGUCCUGUUGAGCUUUCUUUAACAACGCGAGAGGUUGCAGUAGAUGAAAAAGUUGAGGAACCUGAACAUGUAAAUAUCAAAGAAAAAUGGUCUGAUUUGCCUGUACCAGUGAUGCAUAAUGAGCUUCAACUAGAGCCAACCAUUGAAAGAAAGUAUAGCCAUACAAUGCCAUACAAUGAAGAUAUUAAAGAAUCAAUUCCAAUUCAGUCAGAUGUUCAAUCUGUAUUGGAAGUAGGAGAUACUAUCUCUUUGUCAAAACAAAGUGAUGAUUCUCAAUCUUUGUCUGUUAUUGACCACUCUGUACAUAGCAAUGAUCAGGAAUUGACACAAGAUAAUCAAAACUAUGACAACAAUAAUUCUUUGAUACAUUCUGAUUGUGCUACUAUAUCAUCGCCAUAUGUUAGUCAUGAUUCAAAAUGGAGGGAGAGUAAAAUAACUACUAGAAGGUCAUCUGAUUCAAGUUCUAAUUCUGAAGGAUCUGUUUGUUCUCGGAAAGCCGACUUAAAGACUCGUUUAAAUAGCUGUGAUUCACAUCCAGGAACUAUGAUGUCAGAUAUAGACCAAUACGGGCCUCUACCAGCAUAUUCUUGUCCAGUAGAACCUUCAAUGCCUCUUAACCAGUACAGCAACUAUCCUCCGGAUGCUUCCCCUUUUUUAAAUUCGAUGGGGUCACUGCCAUUAUUCGCAGCUGGCGCUUGUGCUUCUUCCCAGUUGCCACUUCCAUCGCCAGGACCUGGUUUAUAUGCUCAAGGACUGUCUUACUCUACUACACCUUUAAUACAACCAUUGCCAAAACCUCAUUUUCCUUUGUGUGCAGCAUUUACUACAUCAUCACAAAAUAUAGCAUUAACAACUGCAAUGAUUGCUCCUCCAACACCCAAACCAAUUGAUUCACCCAGAGAUGACAUUGAUGUUACAGGUAGUGAUAAAUUCUCUAUUCAUGUAUCUAGUCCAAGUAUUAGUGUUGAUUCUUACAAUGAAACAAGUAAUACAAGACCGGCAACGAAGAUGUCGAAUGAUAGCAACGAAACAAUGUCAAGCUUACAUCCACAGGAAUCCAAAUCACCACCAAAAGCUGUGAAAACUACACCUAAGUUUUCAUCAAAAUCUCCUGGUAAAAGCCCUGGUAUAUCUCCCAAACAAUGCGAUGUCCCGAAGGGAACUAAGCGUCCAAGUAAUAGGAGUAAUAGAAGUCAAAGAGGCCGUGGUAGAUCAAAGAGCCGUGGUCAAGGUAUACAUGGUUUUCCACCUGUAGAUUUUAUGGGCAAUUCAAUUCAAAGUAAAUUGGUUGGAACAGUGUACGAUUUUGAUGAAGAAUUGGCAAAUGAUGGUGUUGAUUUGAAAGCCCUUAGGGAAAGACGAAAGUCUAUUGACAUAAGAGAUGAUAGAAAAUCAGAACAUUCCUACAAAGAUACAUCUCAAUCACCACGGGUCCUUAGCCCGCAGCAAAUUAAGAAGCAAAUACCAGAAGUGAAAGAAGCUAAGGCACCAUCACCUGAACCUCAGGGAUCUCCUGAAUCUCCCUCAAGCAAAAGCAAUUCUGAAAGAACACCUGGAUUUGCACAAGUCCAACCUGUCUUACCGGGACCUGUUGACAUGCGGACAUAUCAACCUUUCGAUGCUCCAGUGCCUCCAGCUGGUGAUGGAUUCCACAGUCAUUUAUUGGCUUUCGCUAGUGGUACUGCUGAUCAGCAAUUAGGAGAAAUAGAUGAAGAAGUUGAAAAACAACUGCAUAGUGCCCUCAGAGGAAGUAAACCAAGACCUGGUACACCUUUAGCUGGCCCUGUCCCUGAUAUUAAUGAAUCAACGAAAGAAACGCCACAAUUACCAAAGGUUUCAUUGAGUGAUUCUAGGAAUCAGCUAAAAGUAAAAAUAAAGGGACCAUUUUUGGAUGCCAACUAUUCUGCUAGUUCUGUACAACCUGUGGCUCCACAGCCACCGGCACCUGUGCAUGACUCAAAUACCGGUGUUCUUAGUAACACCACUAGUGGUCCAGCGUCGUCUAUGAUGAGCGGAUCUACCAAUUUACGGCGCAUGCGUAAAAAAGAAUUAUUGCGGCAGUAUUGGACACAGGAUAUGAAUAUGGACGACCCCACUAAUACAUCAACAACUGGAGUCCCACCUCCUCCAGCUGCACCUCAGCCCUUGCCUCGUGCAGUUAUUACUAUACCAAAAGCAGUUGCAUCUAUGACUAGUAUUCCAACAAGAGAGGACUACAAAAUUACUGACACACCAGUCGAAAAGAAAAAACGAAAAGUUUCUGGUGUAAAUAGAGAAUUAAGACAUUUGGAAGUAACAAUGAACGAUGAUAUUGAGCCAUCAGAAGAUAUGAAAGUGUCAAGUUACAAUAGUAACACAAAUCAAACGCAUAAGAGGCGCGGUCGCAUCUCUACAAAACCGAGCAGAUCCAGCGCGACGUCUCCGGUUGCUCCAAAAUUAAAAAUAAAAAUUGGAGCAAAUGUUGUACAGCAAGUGAAUGAUGAACCUUCUGGUUUCCAAUUUCGACCUCCGAAAAAGCGCCUAACUAGUAUUCCUAAGCCCAGUUUGGAAGACUUACGCCGUGAAAGUAUGAAGUAUCGGCGUAUGGUCAUGGCAGAUUUCGAAGAAAACGAAAAGACGAAGAAGUUCAAGCCUAAUAAAAGUGAAAAACGUAAGAAAAAGAAGGACAAAAAGUUAGAAAAAGAGAAACUACAAGUGAUAAACAGUGAAAGUGAUAGUGCUACUAAGUUAAUUAUAAAAAUAAAACGCAAAAAAGAGGAGGAGGGAAGAGCGGGGUCGCAAAGGGGAAGUGGGGUGGCGGGAACAAGUGCAACAGUGGCAGCGACGGCCGCGGCACCAGAGCCGCCGGUCGAUCCUUUUGAGUACGAUCCCACUGCGCCCGAUCCUUUGGCUAUCGACCCGCCUUUCAGUUCUGACGCCUCUUCCGGAAUGCGUAAGAUACGGACCGCUAAAGUGACGCCUAUUCGGUUAAAAUUGGCAAGGAGUUCUCAGGGUUCGGGAUAUGUGAUGAAAGACGCCUGUGAGCAGGGCUCCAGCGCUGCAGAGUCCACAUCCUCAGAGACGGCUGCCGCCAGCUCCUCUACCCUACCAGUUACUGUUAAUAAACACUGUGAAGUGAGGUGA